Molecule: messenger RNA, 8315 nt
Organism: Pomacea canaliculata
Lineage: Eukaryota; Metazoa; Mollusca; Gastropoda; Architaenioglossa; Ampullariidae
Product: PAS domain-containing serine/threonine-protein kinase-like
Exons: 21
Coding region: 1168-4977 (1269 amino acids)
Biological process (GO): intracellular signal transduction; negative regulation of glycogen biosynthetic process; protein phosphorylation
Cellular component (GO): nucleus; cytosol; cytoplasm
Molecular function (GO): ATP binding; protein serine/threonine kinase activity
Source: RefSeq, a predicted model, not a curated record
CGGGAUAAGUGGCAUUCGGGUUUGUUGUGUUUGUUUGUUUGUUUGUUUUUUUUAAUAUUGAUACAAGAGCAUUGUGUUGUCAGAGGACGUCAUGGGCUUCUCGAGUCUUCCUAAUGCUGGCAACUACGUGCUUGGCGUCUGUGGAUGUGUGUGUCUGUGUGUCUUUGACGAUGACGCGCGCGCGCGUGUUUUGUGUGGCGGCGUGAUCGCACACAAAUUACCCUUCGAUACUUAACUCCUCGUCACCGUCUCAAGUUGAGCCAGAAACUGCAUCAAGUGCUCCGGUUGUUCGGGUGGCGUCUUGGAUACGUGCUGGAUUAUGGGGCUGUAAUAUUUUUGUUUAUUAGCAACGGUAUAACGAACCCAUACUUUAAUUCAUAAAAUAAUUGAGCAUUUUUACAAAAUGUUUGAAAGGGUGGCGUCAACGUGCUCAGAUUUUAUCAGUAGAAAAAGAACUAAAUAAAAGCAUCGUUGAACAAAACUGACUUCAGCCUCUCCCCCUGAGCUGGCGAUGUGUGCCCAUUGCUGUGGGUUGAUCUCACUGGACUCGUGUAAACUGGAGCUAGUAAUCUAAGAGGGGUGAGGGUUGUCUUGCCCGUCAAAGCCCAGGAGCUGUCAGGGUUUCUGGACGAAAAUUGCGUGGGUGAAGGAGGGUUGUGGGGUGGGUGAGUCGACGUUCAUUAAGAUUGCUUGGCCUGGAUGGAGCUCGCGCAGCGCAUGUGCUGCCGUGAGUCACAGACGCCGCGCCUCCCUCCGCCUCCCCUAGCCUCCCCCGCCCCCGAGUGUGCCAGCUGCUGGAGGAGGAAGCUGCCGCAGCAUCGAUAUAUUUCAUUGGAAAAUGUCAGUCGUGAGGAAGGAGCCCCCAUUCCCCUGGCCAGCUACGAGUCUAGGCAUGGUCGGAAAAAGUGCCACUGACGUCAGCAGCUGCGGACUGAGACCAGCAGGAUCCUCCAGGAAACACACAUAGCACGCUGGGCCCCAGGCAGGCAAGCAGACACUAGCAAUAAUGUCAACAUCAGCCUCAACAACAUCACCUGGGAUCAGCCCUUUCCAACUGCUGAGAGAUGCACUGAGGCUGACAGCCCCCAUCGCUUGUCAUCCAUCAUCUCACAACAUGUGUAUCAUGUCUGCCAGCAGGAUGGCAUAAAUUCUGUCCUGAAAGGCAAGAUGUCAUUUGGCUCACCGUCCUACCCUUCCCCACUUGAUCGCAUUCGCACCAAACAACGAGAGCGUGCUGCAGAGAUGGGGUUCAUAGGCCACUCAAAGGAAGCAUCAUUUGAAGUAAAUCAGUCUUUUCCCAAGACAACCAAGUCUCGUCAUCACCAUGAGGUGCUGCCAGGGGAUGCAACUUUAACUACACCCAGUGUUAGAGAUAAUAAACCCAAAGUUGGUGAUGGUUUGAAUGACGUCAGUUUCUCUGCAAGUCCUUUGCGAAGAUCCUUUUCUCGGACUAGGGAAGCUGCUAGUGGGAGAGAAGAGAUGGACAGUAAAAACAGGUCAAUGAGUGAAAGUUGGUCAUUCUCGAGAUUUUUAGGCAAUCAGACAGGAUGUGCCAUCUUCCCCACUACAGUCAGGAACCCAAACAAAGCCAUAUGUACAAUUGCUGCUCAUAGUUCGGAAAUUUUGACGGCCAACAGCAUGGCCUGUGAGCUGUUUGGCUAUGAAGAAGAGGAUCUUGUAGGGCGCUCUCUGAGCACACUUGUUCGUCUCAAGCCUAAAGAGCAGGAAGUCAUUGCAGAGAAUCACAUGGAGCCCAGUGGCCAGAUUGUGUCCCUCGCAGGAAAAGUGGUAGAGGCUGUAGACAGUCAUGGGUUGACACUUCCUAUAUCCCUUUGGGUAAAACGACUAGACGACAGGGAGAACUGGGGACCAGACCGCCAGCAGCAUGGACGACUGCUGUGUGUUAUGGAGCCUGUGGAACGUACUGUGGCCAACAUCCAUUUUGAUUCACAAGGGGACAUCUUGUGGUGUGAUGACUCUUUAGCCCAUCUGUGUGGCUUUGCAGGGUCUCAGCUUGUCUGUGGCCUUAACGUACGACAACUGAUUCCUGCCUUUAAAUACCCUGACCCUCUCUUGGGCAUCACCAAGGAAGUGAAAAAGCAGAGGGCCACUGGCCGAACCCGGGAUGGAAGCUCUUUUCCUUUGAGCAUUAUCAUCAAAACUGCAGAGGAAGAAAAGGAUGGCCAGUUUACAGAACUGAAACAAGAUUUGAAAUUCAAGCAGCCUUAUUACUGUGCUACUGUGUGGAUAUUUACUAACAUCAGUGGCAUGAUUGCCCUGAAGCCUGAUGGCACUAUUUACAGUGUAAAUGACAAUUUUUCUCGCCUUCUUUUUGGCUACACUCGUUCUCAGUUGGUUGGUGAGAGUAUCACCCUUCUGAUUCCUGACUUUUUUGACGUCCUUGACAUGGAGUUGGAAACUUCAUUGGUACCUGUGGAUUUUGAGUUAGACGAUGAUGAUGAUGAUGUUGUUCAGGACCCCACUACUGAUACACACUUUGGAGACAAGGAAAAUGCUGUAGAAUGCUGUGAACCAGCUCAUCCUUUGGUUUCUCAAACAAUAUUUCAACCAGCCACCUCAACCCCAUGUAGACAGUCAGCAGAUGGAUCUAAAGAGGGAGAACAGACGACAGAGGGGCAUGACCAGGUGUUCAGUGAGACUUCAGAGAGCCAAAUAGUAAAUAAGAGAAUGUACAGUCAAGGUAAACCUAUGACUCCUUCAGGAGACAAUGCUUUACAUCAGUUGGACAUACAGUCUUUAUCUGAGGAACGUGACAAAAGUGUCAAAGAUGAAGACAGGGUUAUUCCCAGUGGUGUGCAGUGUGGCAUUCAUUGUGUUUGUAAGGAUUCCUUUUCACCAGUCUGCAAAAGAAAAGUGCAUCUGGUAUCUUCGGCUGUUCCAAAAGGCCACAAUGACACAGCAAGCUCUUCACCAUCACCAAAAUCAAAUGAACAUGGUGUUCAUGACUUGCUUGUGUCUGACAACGAAGGUUCAGAUCCUCAUGAUAUAGCUGAACUUCUUGCAGCUCAAAUGUCAUAUGACAAUAUUGACGGACAAAUCUCAGAUGAUGAUGAUGAUGGCCAAGGUGAUAGUAGUGAGACAUUUGAGUUGGAAAGUUCUGGCUUUGAGGGGACAACUGCUGAUGUCAGCAGCAACAUUGACGAUGUUAGGGAAGAUGCUGCAGAUAGUCUGCCUGUCACCAAGCAGAUAAAGAAAACUCGCAAUACCCACCGUUUAAAUGAUGAGAUUUACCAGCCAAAAGAUUUAGCAGGUGGUGUCGAUACCAGCACUUCUGAUGACACUAGCCCCUUAGAUGAAAAGCUUGUCAGUUUCCUGCACCUAUACUCCAAUCACUCUGUUCAUUCGGGAGGUGGUGACAAUGCAAGCGAUGCUUGUUUUGAAGAUGAAUCGAGUUAUUUUAGUCGGGAUGAGACAGGAGCUUCCAAUCCUAACACAGAUUCCAGCAGUUCUCGAGCUUCCAGCAGAGGCAAGGAUGUCAGUUCUUCAAAUGUGGAUUCUUCCCACACGGAGGCCGAAAAUGGUGAUGAAUCAACAAACUCAACACAAACCGAUGCAAGACCAGGUGAACAGUGCUGUGGACAAAUUCCAGAGGGCAGUUUUUCUGGUCAAGCCAAACACAAAGAUGGUGGAUUCCUUGGAGUUGUAUUCCAAAUUAAACGAGUCACUUUAGCUGAUGGCUCUCAGAUGGUUUUACUAUGGUUGUCUCGUGAUCCUGAGGAGAUUCUGGAUGCUAGUCGUUCCCAUGGUAACCUGACCCUUGCCUCCAGUUUAAGCAGUACCUUAGAUCAGUCUGGACACAGCCUUGGAGAGUUGAUUCAAGAUCAAGCAAACUCUGAAUCUAAGUUAGAAGAGACUGAAGUUAUGCCGGCUCAGCAAUUUGCAUCCCCAGGCAAAACACCAACAGAUAGUAAUCCACGCAACAUAGACAGUGAGGAGCUUGUGGCUGCAUGUGCUGGAGAAUAUAAUGACAGUUACAUUACUCUUUCUUCCAUUGGGAAAGGAGCAUUUGGCUUUGUCAAACUUGGUGUUCGCCGUUCAGAUGGUAAAGAGGUGGUGGUAAAAUUCAUACGUCGUGGGAAGGUUCUGAGAGAGAGUUGGGUCAUGGACCCAGGACUUGGCAUGAUUCCUAUGGAAGUGUUUUUGCUGUCCCGUCUCGAACACCCCAACAUUGUCACGGUGCUGGAUGUGUUUCAAAACAAAGCAUUCAUCCAACUGGUCAUGGAACGACAUGGCAGUGGCAUGGACCUCUUUGAGUUUAUUGAUCGAAACCCUCGACUAGAUGAAGCUCUUACAUCUUACAUUUUCCGACAGAUGGUGGCAGGGGUGUCCUAUCUUCACAGUCAGAACAUCAUUCACCGUGAUAUAAAAGAUGAGAAUGUCAUCAUUGAUGAAAUGUUUCGAAUUAAACUGAUUGACUUUGGAGCUGCAGCAUACAUGGCUCCUGGAAAAGUGUUUGGGACCUUUUGUGGAACCAUUGAAUACUGCAGUCCUGAAGUGCUGAUGGGCAACAAGUACAGAGGCCCAGAACUGGAAGUAUGGUCUCUUGGUAUUACAUUGUAUACGCUUGUCUUUGGAGAAAACCCAUUUUUUGAUGUGGAAGAGACACUACAAGGUAUCCUGAAGCCACCAUCUCGUGUCUCACGAGCACUUAUGUUCCUCAUCACCUGGGUGCUACACCCUGACCCACUGUGCCGAGCCACCAUCAAUGACAUUGAACGCAAUGCUUGGGUGAACCAACCUGUCAAUCCUGACAGCUACCGGUGGGAGCAGGUGCUGCCCAACACAGAGUUCAAUGGUAACACGGCCUGUGAUAACCGUGAAGACUCAAUGGGUCCUUGCAGUAACCAUAGCAGUUGCAGUCAGACACCUGGCAGGGGCAGUCACAGCCGAAUUCAUGAGGUUGCUACAAGCUUCGAGCGACUAGUGAAAAUUCAUGGUUGUGAUCCUGGCUGUUGAUGUCAACCAUAUAAUCUCAAAAUAAGUCAGGUGCUGUACACCAGUCAGACUGAUGAAGAUGCCUCAUGAAAGUCUUCAGUGCUGAUGGCUUUAGAGAAAAAGCUGCAACAUUUUGAGCUCAGUUUGAAUCAGAGAAGAUUGGGGACAAUGUUCAGGUUGUAACAAAAUUUUGUUAAAAACAACCCUCAAAAAAGUAUAACCAACAUAAGCUGUGCAGGAGUGAGAACAACUAGUGGAUGAGUCAAACAACUCUUAAACUGAAAAAGCACAAAAUAUAAUAGAAUGAAAGAGAGAAGAAAAAGAAAUAUGGUCUUUAAACCCUGAAAUUCUGAUUUCAAAUGUGCUAUGAAAAUAAGUUGAGCAGUUUUUUUAACAAAAAGUUUUAAAUCAGUAAAACUUAAUUUCAUUCAUUUAUACCAUGUAAUGAGUCAUCCUGGAAUACUCUAGCAAAUCUAGUUUUUCCUGAAAGCCUCCAGUGCCAAAAAAAGCAAAACUUGACGGAGAUCAAUCUUUGAAGACAAGUGCAAAUUAUAUCAACUGAAUCAGUUGGAACUGUUUAUGGGCAAGUUGAACAUGAUCGGUUCUAUUACAUAGUGCUCAUUAAUGUCCUUGGCAUUACCCUCAAGAGUUACAAGGGGUAACCUGAUUGCAGCACAAAAAGCCCAAGUAGCUUACAGUUUGUUUGUUUGGGUUUUUUAAAAAUAUAAAGUUACAAGAAGAAAUAAUGCUUAGUAAAAGCUAUGGACGUGAAAAGUCUGUUCCAGGUUUGGCUUUUCCAUCUCCCCUACAACUCUCUACUGUUAGUAACAAAUUUUACAUGUAGCUGAACAAUGAACUUUCAGUAGUCUUGUAAAAAGGGCAUCCUAUUUUUAGCAGGUUCCUUCCCUUCAUUUUCAAUAAAAUGUUAAUUUAUAAGUACAGCUAACACAAGAGAAUAAAAAUUUUUUUACCAACAUACACUGUAGUUCAUUUCAUCCAUUUUCCAAACCGAACCACCAAAAAGAAAGAUUGGUUUUUGGUUUGGGGUUUUUUUUUAACAUCUCUUUAGUACAACUUUCAUAGUAUGGUGCUGCUGGAAGAAAUUUCUGUGAAAUUAACUGGAUAACUGUAUAUGCAAGAUAGUCUGCUUUUUAAUGUAGAUAUGUAUGCGUAUAUAUUGUUUUUAUCUUUUUCUCAUAUGCAUAGAUAAUCUGUAUCCAUAGACAUUCAUGCAGAUGCAUAUUCACACACACACACCACUGUGUUUGAAGAAUGGAGUGGAUUUUGGUGCUAAACAUGGAUUUUUUUUCAAUAUGUUUGUAUAAUUUAUGAAAACAGUAACACCAAACAUUACAUUUAAAAAAAACACUCGAUAUUCAUUGUCAUUAACAUUUAGAAAAUAUCAAUUCUCAUACUGGAUGCUAUGACUCAGGCAUGAGACAAUACUGUGUCAGUACAGGCUCUGCUGAUUGUGAUACAGACAAGCUACAGUAGGAGACGGAUGGUAAAUACUACUGUCUAUACAGGACUUGAUUUUUAGAUAAGAUUGGACUUAUUUAUCCUAGAGGGCAGUUAAUAGUAGCUCUAUAGCGAGGCGAGGGUUAGAAUCACACUACAACAACCAACAUUACCAUAACAUUCAUAACCGCUCCAUCAGACAGACAUUUGCACAAUCAUGAUUCAGACUUGAAUAUGAUUCAUUCAUACACAGAAGCAUUCAAAAGUCGCAUGGCCAAAACAACGAAGAACAGCUUCAAUCUGUUGGUCCUGCAUGCAGGUACAUUGGAUCAGCAGCCCAACAGGUCAUUAUGGGUUGUCCCAAUAAUUUUGAAGCAAGUAUUUUCAACACAAUUCAAGCUGCUCUUGUCCUUCACUGCUAAAUUGUUAUAAAAUGCAGAUUAAUGAGGACAGCGCACCCUGAAUGUAUGAUUUAUAGAACAGCUGAAGAAAUCCCUGUGAGACUGAGAAAGACUUCAGCUUCUGUAGAAGGAAGAGACACUGUUAAAUAUCUUCUUAUUCUGUCCCUCUAGUGCUUGUGCUGUCACUCUUACCAAUGCAGACAUGUUCGGAAAUAAGAAACAAGUACAAUGUUGGUUCCUUCCAAAAAUUAGCAUUUGACUAUAAAUCUGUUUGUAAACAGAUAUUUUGGAUACUAUUUGCAGUCCAGUGGUAAUAUAUUUCUAGUUCUGUGUUGUACAUUUUUUUCCUAGUAAAAGAUAGAGUUUAGUGGGGCUUUUUUUCCUUUUGUUUUAAAUGACCAUUUGGGUUUCACAGAUAACACUGAAAUCAUAACAAAAUGAAGUAAUAAAAUAUAAGAGAUGAGAAAUCAUAUGUAUAAAAAAUUAUAAAAACGUUUACUAGCAAUAAGUUCAAACUUGAUAAUCCUGAUGAAAUGUCUAACUAGUAAACUCUUUAAUCUUACUUUACCCAUGUGUUUUUUCCUAAGUUAAUUGUGUUAUUGAAGUUCAUUAAGUUGAAAAGUUUAUUAACUGCCAUUUACAUACAAUUAUACACUGCAUUCACAAAGCUAUUUUUAUCAAACUUUUACAUUUUGUCUUAAUUUACAUGAAAUUUCAGUAUUAAUAUCAAGUCAAUAGAGAGUUUGUGCUAGUGUCAGUAUAUUUAAGUGAAUCAAGCAAUUGAAAACUACAUUAAUUCCCAAGCGCACUGGUUAAUUUUCAAAAAUCAGAUAAACUUGAAGCAUACACAAAUCUUUUGUAACUUUUAGCUGUCCUGUCACUUAUGACAGGUGCUAACAGCUCUCAGGUUAAAUUAUUGAUUUUCAACAUAUUUGAACAUGAUGUAGCACCAUUUUAGUACAAGUUUGUGCAAUAAAAUGAAAUCAGUAAAAUAAUUUUAAACAAACUUACAGUAAUGUGGUGGGAUUUUCUCUGUUAAUGUUGUAAACUGGUCAUGAGAAAAUGCAACUGAAACAUGUUUAAGAAAUGUUUAUUUUGUAUGUUAAGAAGACAAUGCUUAAGAUCCAUGGAUGUUGCAGAGGAAUUAAUGCAGUUAGUAGUACUGAUGGAUAUCCUAAUCAGCAGGUAUUUGUGGUUAAAAGCAAAGUUGGGAAGACAGUUUAUGAAAACAUAUUCCAUUUUAUAAUAAGUGUCCAAAAUGCUUCUUAUAAUUUCAUGAUUUCCUGGACACUCUUGGCUCUUGUUCAAAGGUAAAGUUAAUAUUGAGGAGUUGACAGUUUUUUCCCACCACUUUUCAUGUUCAGAAAACAUUUCUUUGUUUCCUAUUACCCUGUCCUGCCUAUGAUGUACUUUGCAGGUUUUAUUACACAUUUGUUAGCAUCAUUGUGAUAAUGACAGCGUUGUGAAAAUAAAACAAUGCCUUGUUUUGCAUACUUUUGA